CACACACACACACACACACAGUUAUAGUGCUCGUGAAAAACCGAGACACUAUCAAAGGUUUCUGUCACUCCCUGAGUUAUUCAUCCACCAACACGAUGACUGGAAGAGCUGUUUUCCUGGGACUCCUGCUCAUUUGUUUGGCUGCAGAUGCAGAGAGGCCAGGACUCAUGAGAAAGCCCUCUUGUCCUAACAUGGGGGACGAGAUCGUGGCCUGCCCUCUGAACCUUGCUCCCGUUUGUGGCAGCGACGGAAACACUUAUGCCAACGAGUGUACCCUGUGUGUGGAGAGACAAACAACCAAGAUGGACAUUUUGAUCGUCAAGGAUGUGCACUGCUGACCUGCAGGUGGCCAGUUCAUCGUCAAAGUGACCGAUCAGGAUCCGAUCAUGAGUCCAUUGUGGAUCUUUGAAGUAGCAACUGGACCCCGGCUGUCAUAAAUGUUUUUGGUGCAAUUACCACAAGCAAUAAAAAGUGAUUCAGCAAUAAA
Messenger RNA from Scophthalmus maximus (turbot), 487 nucleotides. RefSeq names its product serine peptidase inhibitor, Kazal type 4 (gene spink4). Bases 96 to 338 code for a protein of 80 amino acids. The record is from RefSeq and is a predicted model, not a curated record. The transcript is spliced from 4 exons. Gene Ontology annotation, molecular function: protein binding. Lineage: Eukaryota; Metazoa; Chordata; Actinopteri; Pleuronectiformes; Scophthalmidae.